Amoebophrya sp. A120 is the source of this 181-nucleotide messenger RNA. The record is from the annotation of a GenBank genome assembly. Lineage: Eukaryota; Dinophyceae; Syndiniales; Amoebophryaceae.
CCUUCGGAGGGUCCAGCCAAUGCUCUCGCAGAGAAGGCAGACGCGGGCCACGUCUCCGUCGACUCAAUAAACCAAGAUGGCCGAGAGCAGGGACACACGGCUUACGAAGGAAAGAUUGGGGCCGCGGGCGUGAUAAACAUAGACGCCGUUGACGCCGAGGAGGUAGCGCUUCUUGCAGAGC